AUGUUUGGAGCCGUUGGGGCCCAGUCCCUGUUCUCCAUGCCUCGGCGCCCUGGCUAUGGCACCAUGGGGAAGCCGAUCAAGCUGCUGGCCAACUGUUUCCAGGUGGAGAUCCCAAAGAUGGAUGUCUACCUGUACGAGGUAGACAUCAAGCCUGACAAGUGCCCACGGCGUGUGAACAGGGAGGUGGUUGACUCCAUGGUGCAGCACUUCAAGGUGACCAUCUUUGGAGAUCGCAGGCCAGUUUAUGAUGGAAAGAGGAGUUUGUACACAGCCAACCCACUGCCUGUGGCACCCACAGGGGUGGAUCUUGAUGUCACUCUUCCAGGCGAGGGCGGGAAAGAUCGUCCCUUUAAAGUUUCCAUCAAGUUUGUGUCUCUGGUCAGUUGGCACAUGCUUCACGAAGUGCUGACCGGCCGCAGCAUGCCUGAACCUCUGGAGCUGGACAAGCCCAUCAGCACCAACCCCGUUCAUGCAGUGGACGUAGUGCUGCGACACCUCCCUUCCAUGAAGUACACUCCAGUUGGCCGUUCCUUUUUCUCAGCUCCUGAGGGUUAUGACCAUCCUCUGGGGGGUGGGAGGGAGGUUUGGUUUGGUUUUCACCAGUCUGUGCGCCCCGCCAUGUGGAAGAUGAUGCUAAACAUUGAUGUCUCUGCCACAGCUUUCUACAAAGCCCAGCCAGUUAUCCAGUUCAUGUGUGAAGUUCUGGAUAUCCACAACAUAGACGAGCAGCCUCGACCUCUCACGGACUCUCACCGGGUCAAAUUCACCAAAGAAAUCAAAGGUUUAAAGGUGGAGGUGACACACUGUGGAACAAUGCGGAGGAAGUAUCGUGUUUGCAACGUGACCCGUCGGCCUGCCAGCCAUCAAACGUUCCCUCUACAGUUGGAGAACGGUCAGACUGUAGAACGUACAGUAGCCCAGUACUUCAGGGAAAAGUACAGCCUGCAACUCAAGUACCCACAUUUGCCCUGUCUACAGGUGGGCCAGGAGCAAAAGCACACUUACCUGCCUCUGGAGGUGUGCAACAUCGUAGCUGGUCAACGGUGCAUUAAGAAGCUGACGGAUAAUCAAACCUCCACAAUGAUUAAGGCCACAGCUCGCUCUGCACCCGACCGACAAGAGGAGAUCAGCAGGCUGGUGCGCAGUGCCAACUAUGAAGCUGAUCCGUUCGUUCAAGAGUUCCAGUUUAAAGUGCGCGACGAGAUGGCCCACGUGACGGGGCGAGUGCUACCCGCCCCCAUGCUGCAGUACGGCGGCAGGGUGAGCACUGAGCACUUUAUGAACCGCACUGUAGCCACACCCAGCCAUGGGGUGUGGGACAUGAGGGGAAAGCAGUUCCACACUGGGGUGGAGAUCAAGAUGUGGGCUAUCGCCUGCUUCGCCACACAGAGGCAGUGUCGGGAAGAAAUUCUCAAGGGUUUCACAGACCAGCUGCGCAAAAUCUCAAAGGAUGCUGGGAUGCCCAUCCAAGGCCAGCCAUGCUUCUGUAAAUACGCCCAGGGAGCGGACAGCGUGGAGCCCAUGUUCAGACACCUGAAGAACACCUAUGCCGGACUACAGCUCAUCAUCGUCAUCCUGCCUGGGAAAACUCCGGUCUAUGCGGAGGUGAAGCGUGUGGGAGACACCCUUCUGGGCAUGGCGACCCAAUGUGUUCAGGUGAAGAAUGUGGUAAAGACGUCACCUCAGACCCUCUCCAACCUCUGCCUCAAGAUCAAUGUGAAGCUGGGAGGAAUAAACAACAUCCUGGUGCCUCACCAAAGACCAUCAGUGUUUCAGCAGCCAGUUAUCUUCCUAGGAGCAGAUGUUACACAUCCACCGGCUGGAGAUGGGAAGAAGCCUUCAAUUGCAGCCGUGGUCGGCAGUAUGGACGCCCACCCCAGCAGGUACUGUGCUACUGUGCGUGUCCAGAGACCCAGGCAGGAGGUUAUCCAGGACCUGGCCUCUAUGGUGCGGGAACUGCUUAUCCAGUUCUACAAAUCAACCCGCUACAAGCCUACCAGGAUCAUUUUCUACAGGGACGGCGUUUCAGAAGGCCAGUUCAGACAGGUGCUGUACUAUGAGCUGCUGGCCAUCCGUGAGGCCUGCAUCAGCCUGGAGAAGGAGUACCAGCCAGGCAUCACCUACAUUGUUGUGCAAAAACGCCACCACACACGCCUGUUCUGUGCCGACCGAAACGAGAGAGUUGGACGCAGUGGAAACAUUCCUGCUGGUACUACUGUGGAUACGGACAUUACACAUCCCUACGAGUUUGAUUUUUAUCUCUGCAGUCACGCUGGAAUACAGGGCACCAGUCGGCCCUCCCACUACCAUGUACUGUGGGACGACAAUUGUUUUACUGCUGACGAGUUCCAGCUGCUCACCUACCAGUUGUGCCACACCUAUGUGCGCUGUACCCGCUCAGUUUCCAUCCCUGCACCUGCCUACUACGCACACCUGGUGGCCUUCCGUGCCCGCUACCAUCUGGUGGACAAAGAGCAUGACAGCGCUGAAGGCAGCCAUGUUUCUGGUCAGAGUAACGGCCGUGACCCCCAGGCGCUGGCCAAAGCUGUUCAGAUCCACCACGACACUCUGAGGACCAUGUACUUCGCCUGAGUGAACAACCACCACCCUUUUCAAACAUUACCCCCUUUAACACACAGACACACAAAAACAGCCAUGCACACCUGGCUCACCAGUCAAGAAGUUCUCAUAGGUGCAUGCCCCCCCUCCCCCCCAUGCCUAGUCAAUGCGGACCUGACACUGUGCAGAGGAAAGCAGGGAGGAGCGAGGGGAGAAGGCACCCCCCCACACUGGACUGAGGAUGCAAUCGCUGCUUUAAAAACAAACAAGACAGAAACUCAGCACUGUUAUGCAAUAUUAAACCAGCCAACUAGUUUAUUUCCUCACUUAUUAGCCCCCACC
Messenger RNA from Nematolebias whitei (Rio pearlfish), 2901 nucleotides. RefSeq names its product protein argonaute-3 (gene ago3a). Gene Ontology annotation, molecular function: protein binding; RNA binding. The coding region runs from base 1 to 2592 and encodes 863 amino acids. Gene Ontology annotation, biological process: regulation of stem cell proliferation; regulatory ncRNA-mediated gene silencing. NCBI's taxonomy places the organism in Eukaryota, Metazoa, Chordata, Actinopteri, Cyprinodontiformes, Rivulidae. The record is from RefSeq and is a predicted model, not a curated record. The transcript has 19 exons.